UCUAAACACUAUGCUUCACCGUGCUCUUAUACCAUGUGCCUAGAAAGUAACAAAUCACUGUAAACAAAGAAAGAAAAAUCUGGUUGUCUUUCAUAAAAACUGAUGAAGCAUAUAAAUGGUGGAAGGUCAAAGCUGUCUAUUUUCAUGAAACAGUUAAACCUCACCACUGUCAUCAUGUCUCACCACUGUUUAUGAGAUCAAUUAUGUCUCAGGAUAUACCAUCUUGUUGGUUGAAUCAGAAGUCGGACAAAGAGCUGAGAUUGUUCAAAAGUUUUACGUAAAUGUGCAAAAGUGAUCGCUUUGUCGGACUUUUAAUUUAAUCGUUGCUGUGUAUGAGGAGAUGCUAACGACAAUUCUCCAUCACUUCAUAAUUCACCAUAAUUAACAUUAUAGAAAAUAUAAUAUAUAAUAUUAUAUAACACUAAUAUUACAUUGAUCUUUUUAUCUUCCAACAGGAAACCACAGAAGCAACUCUCAGAAGAUGGUUCCUUUGUCUAUCUAGUCUGCUAACUACAUUCAUCGUGUUUUUUUAAUAUUCAACAACUUUCCCUGGACGUACACUCCUGCCCUCGAAUGCAUUUAUCUCUGGAUUCCAUAAACAUGGCGGAUGACGGCUACCUCUCGUCAGAAAACUACCACGACCUGGGUAAAGGAGGCGGAUCAGCGAUGGGCGGGCGCUUGCACAGCAUCGACGUGAUUCUGGGUUUCAGUAAGGAACAGGACCCUCUGCUCAACACUGUGGGACCUGCUGCGGGCCAUAAAGGUGACGGAGAUGUCCUGGUGGAACAGGGGAAACAGGUGACCUCUGACCCUUAUGCUCACCUGCCCAGCAUGUCUGACAACUCCCAUCAGGCUGUCUAUCAUGAAACAGGACUCUUCUCAAAUGAUAAAUGUGAAGGCGAGGUUGGGGAUCUUCACCAUCGUGGUGUGGAGAGUGACAGCAGGUCUCCCGAACCUCUAGAGGAUGACCAACCCAAGAAGAAACACCGUCGCAACCGGACCACCUUCACCACUUACCAACUGCACGAGCUAGAAAGAGCUUUUGAGAAAUCCCACUAUCCUGAUGUGUACAGUCGAGAAGAGCUGGCCAUGAAGGUCAAUCUCCCAGAAGUACGAGUGCAGGUCUGGUUCCAGAAUCGGCGUGCAAAAUGGCGGCGUCAGGAGAAGAUGGACACUGGUAGCAUGAAGCUCCAUGACUCACCUAUGCUGUCCUUCAACCGGUCUCCCAUGCCCUCCAAUGUAGGGCCGAUGAGCAAUUCCUUGCCCUUAGACUCCUGGUUAUCGUCACCCCUCUCCAGUGCCACUCCCAUGCAUAGCAUCCCGGGAUUCAUGGGUCCAUCCCAAAGCCUGCAACCCACCUACUCGAGCCACCCGGGCUUCCUUAACUCAACUCCAGGCAUAGUGCAGGGAAUGCAGCCCAUGCCUCCUCCACCGUACCAGUGUCCACCGGCCUUCAAUGACAAGUAUCCACUGGACGACAUGGACCGCAGCUCCAGCAUUGCAGCUCUGAGAAUGAAGGCCAAGGAACACAUUCAGUCCAUGGACAAAACCUGGCAGCCCAUGUGA
Molecule: messenger RNA, 1566 nt
Organism: Ictalurus punctatus (channel catfish)
Lineage: Eukaryota; Metazoa; Chordata; Actinopteri; Siluriformes; Ictaluridae
Gene: rx2
Product: retinal homeobox gene 2
Exons: 3
Coding region: 574-1566 (330 amino acids)
Biological process (GO): positive regulation of transcription by RNA polymerase II
Molecular function (GO): RNA polymerase II cis-regulatory region sequence-specific DNA binding; DNA-binding transcription factor activity, RNA polymerase II-specific
Source: RefSeq, a predicted model, not a curated record